AGGUGUGGACUGAAAAUUUAGAACAAAUUGCAUCAUGGCAAGCACAUCCCGUCAACGUUUACUCGAUCGCAGUACUAGACGAUACCCUCUAUUCCUGUUCCAAUGACGGGACCAUCAAGUCCUGGCAGUAUGGGACGUGGGAGUUCAAGAAAAACCUAAUGGAAAACCAAUCGGACGAGAUCAUCAAGCUGUGUGCCGAAGAGGGAAAGCUCUACGCAGGCAACACGCAAGGAGAGAUCUUUGUUUUCCAAAAUGAUGAAUUGGUUGCUACAUAUUCUCUUCAUGAAGAUAUCAUGGACUUCAUUGUAAUUGGACCUCUCGUAUUCAACGCCAGAAAUGUGGAUAUUUCAGUAACUGAAAUGAUGGGAGGACCGAGGUUCAAUUACAUGUCCAGAGGUGCAAUGAUUGGCAGAUUCCCGGUGAGAUUAGUUGGUGAUAAGGUUUGCUUCCUCAGCCGCUGUGCCAAAUGUGUCUAUGUGCAUGCGAAUUCCAAGGAGGACAAAUUCAAGAGGAUUGCUGAAAUCAAGGCCCAUGAUAUGACCAUUACCGGAAUGUGCCAUCUGCCUGGAAAGGAGCACAUCAUGCUGACUGGAGGAUAUGAUAGAGUCGUCAAAGCCUGGGACCUCAACACAAAGAAGAAACUCGCACAGCUUGACAUUGGAGUGUGCAUGAACGAAAUCCACCCAGGACCCCCCGGCCAAGUUUACAUUACUGGCUCUGACGGUUUCAUCGUUCGUAUGGAAUGCAGCAUCUAACUUGUCAUUGUUCUUUAUUAUUGGAAGGAAACUUAGGUUUUAAUCCUGACAAAAAGUGUUCAAAAAAUUGUUCCCAAAAACUUGAGAUGGAGUCGGUCAUGAUGUGUAUGGGGAGGUUACAUUAGUUAAGGUUAUGGGGUUUCUAUGUAUCAGUGCAGUUUCAAUUUAUAAAUAUAUAAAGACAGAGAAUGGAAUAUUCCACCUUUUGUUUAUUUUAACCAUUUUUGUCAAUAAGUAUGUACUUUCAGUAUUAGGAUUUACCUAUCCCUCUGUGUACCAAGGAUGGCAGACACUGGUUGGAGCUUUCAUUCUCUUGUACCUGAGGCCAAGCCUAUUUAUGUCAAAUGAAGAGAAUAACAGACUCACCUGUUUCAAUUUUUUCAAAAUAUUACCAAACCUUCUCAUUUAUGUGGGAUCUAUCGUCAGUGGUUCCAAAGCUUUGUCUUCAAUUCCUGUUCCAUUAUUUAUUUGUGCACAGAAUACGUCAGCAGUAUGCGUUAUGUUGUGUACUUUGAAGAAUGUCAAUUUGUUCGACUUCAUUCUUUCGAUUACUGCUCUUGUUUCAUCACUUUUUCUCUUUCUGUACAUUGAAAUUGUGAUGCCCUUUGGAUAUCAUCCAUGGCCAAUAUUUUUUAUGCUCACUACAACACUUGUGGAGCUCACUACUCCCUCUUAUGAGAGUAAUGCAAAAGAAAUAUCUAAACUGUAUUACAGAAAUAUAUUCAGUUUCAUCAUCCUAAUGCCAUCCAGCCUCUAUCUUGGUGAAGCGUUUUCAGCACUUCAGUUCAAGUACCUCGAUCAGGUAGGUUUCUAUGCUUGCUGUACUGUUAGUGGCAUAUGUGGCAUUUUCCUUCAAUUGUAUUCUGUCAGACUACUGAAGAAGAAACAGUUUAAUAAUAACUUUAUGUUCGCUCGUAUUACAACACUUUUGAUUUCUCUCCUAUUUUUUAAUUCUUCAUUAAUCACAAUUCCCCUGUGGUUACUCAUUUUUGUCCAGUGUAGUUCGACACUGAUGUUCAUCUACAACUCUCAUUCUAAUGAUAAUAAUGGAAGCCAAGAAUUUCUAAUCUAAUUUAAACUCUUUUGAAGUUAAUCACUUUAUUUAUUUUUUAUCUUCGUUAAUUUAUUUAUUUAU
Nezara viridula (southern green stink bug) is the source of this 1890-nucleotide messenger RNA. Lineage: Eukaryota; Metazoa; Arthropoda; Insecta; Hemiptera; Pentatomidae. The record is from the annotation of a GenBank genome assembly.